AGCAGCAGCACCAGCACCAGAACCAGACGAAGAAGCAGACGACGACGAAGAAGCAGACGACGACGAAGAAGAAGACGACGACGACGACGUGCGCGCGUCCCCACGUACAGGUGUGCCGCUGGGCGAAAGGCGCGGAUCCCCGGAUGCGCGUCCCCAAACUACCAUCAUCUCUAGUCUUUUCAGACUGCAGCGACUCAUGACUUCUUCUCUUUCAACUCGAUAAAACAUACUACACCCCCUCCUCUCCUCAGGUGACCUACGCUGCAGGGCUAUGAAGCACACGGUCACGGGCUGCCAGACCCCCCCCUCUGUGACUGUCCGGGUCAAAGCCAACAGUGCCCAGACUCUCCAAAUCAGAAGAGGUCUGCGGCUCAAAAGGGCCAACGGCCAGAACGCCCAGGGUCCAUGGGGGGAGAGCCAGCCGGGCCGGUGGCAGGAUGAGGGGCACCGUGCCAAGGCGACGGCCGUGACUCCCACUAUUGUCAUCCAGCGGCAGGAGCUGGCCUCAUACUUCAGACUCUUUGAUGACGAUCUCAUUCAAGACUUCCUGUGGAUGGACUGCUGCCGGAAAAUGACCGACAAGUACCUUCUAGCCAUGACCUUUGUGUACUUCAAAAGGGCCCGCUUCACUAUCGCUGAAUACACCAGGAAGAACUUUUUCAUUGCACUGUACCUCGCCAACACCAUGGAGGAGGAUGAGGAAGAGAGUAAGUACGAGAUUUUUCCAUGGGUGCUGGGCAAGAACUGGAGGAAGCAGUUUCCCCGCUUCCUCAAGCAGCGAGACAAGCUGUGGGUUCGCAUCGAGUACAGAGCUGCUGUCAGCAGGCGCUGCUGCGAAGAGGUGAUGGCCAUCGUGCCCUCUCACUCCGUGUGGCAGCGAGAGAGAUCAGCGCACCACAGCGGAGCCCAGCGGCAGUACACUGACAGAGAUCACAUCCGUGUCCCCCGCGGGCCCUUGGCCUCCCCAGUCUCCUGUGCCCUCUGUCGCUGCGACACCGGGUUAGAUCAGGACCUGGGGCCCUCUUCUGCGCAGACCCCAAAUGCCACCUAUCCACACCUUUUCGCCUCCUUGCUGCCUUUGGAGACCACCCCACCCAGGACUGCAGCAUCUUGCAGGAAGGCAGCGAGGACUAAAAGUCAUGUGCAGCCUUCCUCCUGCUGCUGUGCUAAGGAGGUUCCUAGGGCCCAGUCCUGUGGAUCCGCAUUGGACACUUCCUUGGACUGGAUCAGUGAAGAGUAGAGUCGCCACCUUAGCAGUUUUACCAAGUUCUCCUUCAUACUGCCAACGCAGUGGUGUGAAUUCUCUUCUCUCCUCUUUAACACCACUCGCAUUUUGAAGCAAAGGCCUGAAUCACAAGUGUAACUCACUAGUUUGUGUUCCCGCUCAUGUUAAUGAUUUUAUCACGACUGGUCAAAGCAAAGUCGACUGUUCAAGUGAUAGUGAAAAAAGGGCUAAUCUCAUUCUGCACAUAAUACUGUGAUGGAAACACGCAGUGAAAUUAAUCUGAUGUGCCAAAGAUUAUUAUUGUAACGGUUGUUGUUUAAUACACUGGAGUUACUGCUAUUUAUUUAUAUGCAUAUAUUUAUUUAUUUAUUUAUCUACUGAAGCACUUUUUGAUAUUUUUUUGGACAACCAUAUUUUCACAAAUGGUAAAAGAAAUGGUCAAUUAAUGAGUUUUGCCACUGGCGGUCUUCAACAGUCUGUGUUUUUACUGAUGUUGCCGAUGUGCCUAUGAUCCAACACUUGCCUCUUCUGAGUUUUCAAUAAAAGUUUGAUCUUGAAA
Messenger RNA from Scophthalmus maximus (turbot), 1784 nucleotides. RefSeq names its product speedy/RINGO cell cycle regulator family member A (gene spdya). Gene Ontology annotation, molecular function: protein kinase binding. Gene Ontology annotation, biological process: positive regulation of cyclin-dependent protein serine/threonine kinase activity. The record is from RefSeq and is a predicted model, not a curated record. NCBI's taxonomy places the organism in Eukaryota, Metazoa, Chordata, Actinopteri, Pleuronectiformes, Scophthalmidae. The coding region runs from base 272 to 1240 and encodes 322 amino acids. The transcript is spliced from 7 exons.